GAAAAAAAAGUUCCAGUUUACAAACCGCUACCGAGCAGACGACUUGGGGGGGACAAAGGAGAAGUUAACGUGCUGAGAGGUGGGCUCGGUCAAACUUUAACUAGACGACGAACUAACAGCAGCUUUUUUUAAUUUCCUUAUUUUGGGGGCUGUUCGUCUGUGUGUGUGUGUGACGAUGAGGCGGAUUAGCGGUGUGCUAGUGUGCGCGCUCCUGCUUUGGGGUGAAGGGUGCAUGGGGGACACUCCGGCCAACUGCACCUACGAGGACGUACUGGGGACUUGGGUGUUUCAGGUGUCCAAAGGAGGACAAGACGGCACCGUCAACUGCUCCGCAGAAGCUACAGGUGAGAGCACAGUCGUGGUGACCCUGGAGAAGCUUUCUGUGGCCAAAGAUGAGCUCGGGCACAGCGGCUUCUUCACCCUCAUCUACAACCAGGGCUUCGAAGUGGUCAUCAACGGGUACAAAUGGUUCGCCUUCUUCAAAUACACCGAUGAUGGCCAUAAGGUGACCAGCCUCUGUGACCAGACCUUGCCCGGUUGGGCCCAUGAUGUUCUGGGACACAACUGGGCCUGUUUUGUGGGGAAGAAAGUGACAUCGGUACCACCCAAAAUACAUUACAAACCCCUCUUCAGCAGCGGGCUCCUCCAGAAGCCGUACAAAAACAACAUGGACUUUCUUGAGGCCAUCAACUCUGUCCAGAAGUCGUGGACGGCCGCGGCCUACCCGGAGCAUGAGAUGUACACUCUGAAGGAGCUGCACCAUCGAGCCGGGGGCCCCGGCUCCCGUAGCCCCGCGCGCCUUCGCCCCGCGCCUGCGGACGCUGCCGAAGCAAAGAUGGCGGCGGCGCUGCCCGAGCGCUGGGAUUGGAGAGACGUCGGCGGAGUCAACUUCGUCAGCCCCGUGCGCAACCAAGCGUCGUGUGGGAGCUGCUACUCCUUUGCCUCGAUGGGAAUGUUGGAAGCUCGGCUUCGAAUCCUCACCAACAACAGCCAGACUCCCGUCCUCAGCCCGCAACAAGUGGUCUCCUGUUCCGAGUACUCGCAAGGUUGCGAUGGUGGGUUCCCGUACCUGAUAGGGAAGUAUAUUCAGGAUUUUGGCAUUGUGGAUGAGUCGUGCUUUCCGUACACGGCGAAGGACUCUCCGUGCGGCGUUCCUCAAAACUGCCGCCGCAUUUACGCCGGGGACUACUACUACGUCGGUGGAUUCUACGGCGGCUGCAGUGAGAUGGCCAUGAUGUUGGAGCUGGUCAACAAUGGACCCGUUGGAGUGGCUUUUGAGGUCUACCCCGACUUCAUGCACUACAAGGAGGGCAUCUACCACCACACGGGCCUCAGAGACCCCUUCAACCCCUUCGAGCUGACCAACCACGCCGUGCUGUUGGUGGGCUACGGCCGCUGCCACAAGACCGGGCAGAAGUACUGGACCGUCAAGAACAGCUGGGGCACGGGCUGGGGCGAGGGCGGCUACUUCCGCAUCCGCAGGGGCAGCGACGAGUGUUCCAUCGAGAGCAUCGCGGUCGCCGCCAACCCGAUCCCCCGACUGUAGGGACCCCUGCGGCGUCGCUUUGUUUCCAACCUCAUCGAUCAACCAAUAGCUGACUAUGAAUGAUUUUUGAAUCUGAGCUGAAGCUGCCGAAUCAAGUUUUAAAAUCCAAGUGCGUCUGUGCACGAUGUGCCAUGUCAUCACUUUAAGGGGAUCCGGGUGCUGCGCUGUGAUUCUUUGUCUCAGGGAAGCAACAGGGAAGAGUUGUAAAAUGUUCUCUCCCUGCAAAGUGAAACCGUGACUGCCAUGUUUUUCUGUAAAGGCACUUUGUAUGAGCUCCCCGGGGAGCUUUUAAAGGGAAUUCUUACUUAAAUAAAUAAAGGGACAUAACUAUU
Molecule: messenger RNA, 1878 nt
Organism: Gasterosteus aculeatus aculeatus (three-spined stickleback)
Lineage: Eukaryota; Metazoa; Chordata; Actinopteri; Perciformes; Gasterosteidae
Gene: ctsc
Product: cathepsin C
Biological process (GO): proteolysis
Molecular function (GO): cysteine-type peptidase activity
Source: RefSeq, a predicted model, not a curated record